CGAACCUCAACCCCAACUUUUGAACAUCACGAAUCCAACCAAUUGCCAUCACCAUGAGAAGAGAAGACGUCACUUACAUGGGUGCCGGUCCGGCUGCCCUCCCGACUGAUGUCCUUACCACCGCAGCUGAAGCUCUGCUGAACUACCAGGACACUGGCUUGGGUGUCGCAGAACACAGCCAUCGCAGCGAGCUGGCCGCGAACAUCUUGAACACCGCUAAGGCUGAUUUGGCCAACUUCCUCGAUAUCCCCUCAUCCUACGAGAUCCUGUUCAUGCAAGGUGGUGGUUCCGGUCAAUUCGGCGCAACUGUUUACAACAUCGUUUCCGUCUGGGUCGAGAAGCAAAGACAGAAGAUUCUGAAGGAAAAUGCCGAGAUCAGCGAGGAGGAUACGUUGAAGGAGUUGCUCAAGAAGGUCGAAUCGGAGCUGCGAUUGGACUACCUUGUGACUGGAUCAUGGUCGUUGAAGGCUAGCCAAGAAGCUGUCCGUCUCCUCGGACCUGAGUAUGUCAACGUUGUCAGUGACUCCAGAACCGUCAACGACGGAAAGUUCGGCAAGAUCGCAGACGAGUCGGCUUGGAGUCUGAGCCCCAAAGCUGCUAUGGUGUACAUGUGUGACAACGAGACGGUCGAUGGUGUUGAAUUCCCUAGCUUCCCCAAGGUGCUGGAGCCCAAGGGAACCGACAACGACCCGCUUGUCAUCGGUGAUUUCUCGUCCAACAUCCUGUCUAGACGGAUUCCUGUCGAGAAAUACUCUGUCAUCUUCUUUGGAGCUCAGAAGAACCUCGGUACUCCCGGAGUCACUGGUGUGAUCAUCAAGAAGGAUCUCCUGCCCCCCGUUUCUCCUCCCGCCUCCCCUGCUAUCCUGCGCAAGCUCGGUUUGCCGAUAGCACCCACCAUCCUCGAUUACUCCGUUAUCGCCAAGAACAACAGUCUCUACAACACUCUUCCCAUCUUCGAUGUCUACAUUGCUGGUCAAGUCUUGAAGAAGCUGCUUGCCGAGUUCCCCGACAAGGUGGAUGGACAGCAGGCUGUCGCUGAAAAGAAGGCCAACCUUAUCUACAAGACUCUGGAUGCCUACCCUGAAGUUUACAGGGUCGUACCGGACAAGGCUGUCCGCUCACGGAUGAAUGUCUGCUUCCGUGUGACUAAGGGUGGCAAUGUGGACGAGUCAGAGAAGGCUUUCUUGAAGGGCGCUGUUGAGCGUGGCGUUACCGGACUCAAGGGCCACAGAAGCGUUGGAGGUAUCCGUGCCUCCAACUACAACGCCAUCCCCGAAUCAGGUGUGGAGAAGCUCGCUGCUUACUUGAAGGAGUUCGCCACUGCGUAACGGUGUAGGAAUACGAAAAGUGAUAUCUGCACAUAUAGGAGAUCUUGUUUGACUAGGCUAGGCGUUUAAGGCUAAAAAGGCUGAAUACAGAGAUUGAGCAUGCUCGUCCAAGCUCCCAUUGCAUGGGUCAAUGACCAACCAUCUCGUCCUUUCUGACCUAUGUACUGUGAAUGAACCCUCGCUUU
This is a messenger RNA of Aspergillus homomorphus CBS 101889, 1513 nucleotides long. RefSeq names its product O-phospho-L-serine:2-oxoglutarate transaminase. The transcript has 10 exons. Gene Ontology annotation, molecular function: pyridoxal phosphate binding; O-phospho-L-serine:2-oxoglutarate transaminase activity. Gene Ontology annotation, biological process: L-serine biosynthetic process. Bases 54 to 1328 code for a protein of 424 amino acids. NCBI's taxonomy places the organism in Eukaryota, Fungi, Ascomycota, Eurotiomycetes, Eurotiales, Aspergillaceae. The record is from RefSeq and is a predicted model, not a curated record. Gene Ontology annotation, cellular component: cytoplasm.